Maylandia zebra (zebra mbuna) is the source of this 3720-nucleotide messenger RNA. NCBI's taxonomy places the organism in Eukaryota, Metazoa, Chordata, Actinopteri, Cichliformes, Cichlidae. The record is from RefSeq and is a predicted model, not a curated record.
GGAAGGUCCCGCUAAAGACCGUUAGGCCCUCAUGCCACCGGAAACCUGUAGGAGUAAACCUGCUGGGCGUCAUUCUGGCUAAACAAGAAGAAGGGCUAAAGAACACUUUCACCCUGUGAUGCUUCUCUACACGUGAGAUUACCUGGCAGCAGCCCAUUCCAGGAGAAGUUGGACUGCAACCUGAAGCCUUCUUAUAAUAUUAAUAAUAGCUUGUGUCUUAUUAAAAGAAAAAGUGAACCCUCCAGUCAAACUUGAGCAAAGCAGGGAAGGAUUUGAUGACUUAUACCUCCAGUCUACCAGAUCAACGCAUUUCUUUCCAGCUAGCAUUUCUUUAACCCCCAAGCCUUAAAUGUCCUUACUUAGAUACUCCCAGGUGGAAAACUUUAAAGAAGCUGCUACAAACGGAGCCACGGAGGAAUUCCUCCCCGGUGUAAACUGUUGCGCUGCUGAAGGACAGCUAAGCUACAGCAAACUUCCACACUUCUCUCUAUUUGAGGACUGAGUUUCCCUUUUACACUGAACUGCGACCUGUCUCUUUACACCUCUGUUUCAGUCCUUUCCCUCUGAUACCUUCUUCCAUAUCUGUGCCUCUCUUUCUCAUAACUUCACUCCUGUUUUUCCAGUUGUCUCUCUUGACUUGUUUUUCUUGCUCUCUACAUUUCUGGGGGCUUCUGUCCCACUCCUUGCUGCCACACUGGAUUUCUUGCAAAUGAAGCACCUGAAGAGGAAGAGGAAGAGCAACUACAGCGUGAGGGAAACACAAACUCUCAUCAGGGAGAUCCACAAGAGGAGAGACGUAUUGUUCUCCAGACAACAGAACACAGCCAUUAAUGAGCUGAAGAGGCAAGCAUGGGAGGAAGUGGCACAAGGUGUGAAUGCCCUGGGAGAGGGGGAGCUACGCACUGCUGCCGAGGUGAAGCGUCGUUACCUCGACUGGCGUGCGCUUACGAAGAAAAAACAGUUGCAGACUGAACUCUCUCUCUCUUCCUCGCCCCCCUCUUUGGCCAUUAAGACUGAGUAUGGAAAUUCCUCUCCAGAGCACGAGGCGCCUUCUUUGGGAUCUGGUUGUGACCAGCUGCUUGACCUCUCGGGCUUCCCAAAGGACUGGCACUGUGACUGGCCGGAGAUGGUGGCUCUCAGCGGGUCGAGCGGGCAGGCCGUGGGGGCACUGCCGGGAGUAAAGAUGGAGGACGAUCUGGAUGGGGAUGUGGGAGAUGGAGAAAUGGAUGAUGAUGAUAUUCCCUCUCUCCUUUGUGACAUCGAGGCACGUGUAGAGGGGCAUGAUACUGAUGUUUAUUCCCACAAUGACUUGGGCAUGCCCAGCCCCUCCAAGGAUCCGACUUCCACCACCAGCAGAAAUCUACUGCUGCCCGGUGGCCUGAUGGGAAUGCUGGGUGAACUCAGCAGUGACGAGAACAUAGGAGCAGGGUGUCUGGUUGCUGUUGAGAAACAUCGUCUGGAGCUAGAGAAACAAAGGCUGGCUGUGGAGACUGAACGCCUGGUGGUGGAGAAAGAGCGGCUAUUGGUGGAGAAAGAGCGACUUCGUCAGACAGAGGUGGAGAGAGAGCGGCUGCAAAUAGAGAAGGAGAGGUUACAUGUGGAGAGAGAGAGGCUGAGACUCAUGCGUGUUGGCCAAUCAGAGUACGUCAACUCUUCUUUUAACCUGCCGCCGCAACAAGGCCCAGUCCUUUCCUCUCGUUCGUCCUUAUCCUCAACUCAUGAUGGACAGAGGGAGAAGGGAGUGUCGGCGGCGGACUUGGAGGCAGCGAAGUUAAAUCUGGAGAAGGAGAGACUGCAGCUGGAGAAGGAGAGACUGCAGUUCAUCAAGUUUGAGGCUGGCAGGUUGCAGAUUGAGAGAGAGCGCCUGCAAGUGGAGAAAGAGAGAAUGCAGCUCCACAAGGACCAUUUGUCAGUAAAAAUCUGAUAAGAGUGAGAAAAAGAUGGUAGAUGAGCAGGGUGAAUAAAUUAGAUGUCUCCAGAUCACUAUUGGUACUAGCAGCAGAUUUUUCACAGACAUACUGUCUACGUUUGGUGCGAGACACUUUAGUGAUCUUUCCUAAAUGGCCAAGAAGAAGCCCGAGAACAGUGCCUUAGGGUGUAAUAUUUGUUCGGCACAAUCAGCGGCCACAUGCAACAACUGUUGGCUGAUGUUCAGCACUCCAGUUCACAGAAAUGUGCUGUGGAAGAUGUUAAAUAAAUACUGGGCUGUUAGUGCAAUUAAUCUUUAUUGGUGCAGAAAUAUUUAAGUAUAUAUAUGAAAUAGUGCUAUUGUACUAUAACUCCUAUAAACCCUAACCCUUGCCUAUCUAUUACUGAAAAACAAAUAGUUCAGUCACACUACAGUAAGCAUAUGAUGGUAACCUCCUUGCAUCUAGGAAAAAAUGGUGGUUGCGUUAUGAUUACAUUGAAUAUUUUGCAUUUGGUAAACAACUGCAAAUAGCUGCGAUGAACUGGUCACAUAGAAGGUAAGUGUGCAACUCCACCUACCUCUGGUUGGCCACUUUUGGUUGCAAGGUGAUUGCUGAUAAUCUGUUUUGGUGGUUUUUUCCUUUGUCUGUGCCUUUAAGUCUUUGCAGGUCCCUGAGUGGAUGAGCUGACGGCUGCCGAUUGGUCCGCGAUCAUGUGGUCGCAUUCAAAAUCCCUCCACCAGCAGUUGUCCCUGGGCAGCCACUGACAGCAGCAGCAGACCUGACCCUGGCCUCCAAAACCUGAGACAUUUUUGCCUGUGACUUUGUGCGACUUUUCUCAGUUCUGUAUAUAUUAGGGAGCACUUGUGUCAUCGAUCCAUUGAUCCAUCCAUCCAUCUUCUUCUACUUAUUUGAGGCUGGGUUGCAGGGACAGCAGCCUAAGAAGAGAAGCCCAGGCCUACCACACCGAGAUGUUCCCAGGCGAGCUGAGCGAUAUAAUCUCUCCAGUGUGUCUUGGGUCUACGCCGAGGUAUCCUCACGGCAGGAUGCCAACACCUUGCCUGGUUGGGUGUAGUGUACAUUGGGUAGCCUCAGCCAAGAGGACUGAUCCCCAGUUACUUCUGUCAUUUUGAAGUUAAAUCACCAUGUUACAGCAACUAAACCAACAAUUGUGGAGGAAUUUUUAUAUUAUAUUUGGACUGUGAAUGUAAGUAGUGAUUGUGAAUUUCUGUUUAAUGUGAAAUUUUGUGUAUGUAGAGGCUCACAGAUUCAGUUUCCACCUGUUUAUGACAGUUAAUCACAGAUUCUGUUAAUUCAGUUAUAAAUUGACAGCAGACUGACUCUGUCCUUUUGCUUUUCUUUUUGCCGUCUUGACGUACUAAAUUUGUUCUAAUGUCAGUCAGAUGACACCUGACUGCGUGCAGACAUGGUCCCUGUCAGUCAUUUUAAAGGCAGCAAAAUUGCAUGGUCAUUGCACACGGUCACAAUAAUUUGCGGCGUUCUGCGAUCUCCAACCACCGUUUUCUCUAGUGUAACUGUAACAAAAAGCACACAACUUUUGUUGUACAGAAAAAAUUUAGUUCACAGAAGACAAACACGAUUGACAAUAAUAUUUUAAGUUGAUAUCUCACCUUUUCACAGGCUUUUAGAUACUAAUAUCACUACCACUGAUCCAACACGAGUCACACCACAACCCUGAUACUGAGAAACCUAAAUGGAAUUCAGCUAUUGCUGAUUUUAUACACCACACAUCUGUAUUCCUCCUACUCAUGUCAGGAAGGACUUUGCAAGAUUUUUAAAGGAAUUUCUGAUC